Merops nubicus (carmine bee-eater) is the source of this 2423-nucleotide messenger RNA. RefSeq names its product amyloid beta (A4) precursor protein-binding, family A, member 2 (gene APBA2). Gene Ontology annotation, molecular function: amyloid-beta binding; protein binding. Gene Ontology annotation, biological process: chemical synaptic transmission. Bases 1 to 1188 code for a protein of 395 amino acids. The record is from RefSeq and is a predicted model, not a curated record. The transcript is spliced from 9 exons. Gene Ontology annotation, cellular component: plasma membrane; dendritic spine; cytoplasm. Lineage: Eukaryota; Metazoa; Chordata; Aves; Coraciiformes; Meropidae.
AUGUCAGUUCCAGGGCCUUGUGAACCUGAAGACCUCAUUGAUGGAAUCAUCUUUGCAGCCAAUUACCUGGGCUCUACACAGCUGCUCUCUGAGCGCAACCCUUCCAAAAACAUAAGAAUGAUGCAAGCCCAAGAGGCAGUGAGCCGUGUUAAGAGGAUGCAAAAGGCGGCUAAAAUCAAGAAAAAAGCGACCUCAGAGGGAGAUUCCCAGGCCUUGACUGAAGUGGAUCUGUUCAUCUCCACACAGAGAAUCAAAGUUUUAAAUGCAGACACACAGGAAACGAUGAUGGAUCAUGCGCUGCGCACAAUCUCCUAUAUUGCCGAUAUUGGUAACAUUGUGGUUUUAAUGGCGCGACGCCGCAUGCCAAGAUCAGCUUCUCAAGACUGUAUUGAAACAACACCUGGUGCCCAAGAAGGAAAGAAGCAGUACAAAAUGAUAUGCCAUGUCUUUGAAUCAGAGGAUGCACAGCUGAUAGCUCAGUCCAUUGGUCAGGCUUUCAGUGUGGCUUACCAAGAGUUUUUAAGAGCCAAUGGAAUUAACCCAGAGGAUCUCAGUCAGAAAGAAUACAGUGACAUCAUCAAUACCCAAGAGAUGUACAAUGAUGACCUCAUACACUUUUCCAAUUCAGAAAACUGCAAAGAGCUCCAGCUAGAAAAACAGAAGGGAGAAAUUCUUGGGGUGGUGAUUGUGGAAUCUGGAUGGGGAUCCAUUCUACCCACCGUUAUCCUGGCUAAUAUGAUGAACGGAGGCCCUGCAGCCCGUUCAGGGAAACUAAGCAUUGGAGACCAAAUUAUGUCCAUUAAUGGGACCAGUUUAGUUGGUCUACCUCUUGCAACAUGCCAAGGGAUCAUAAAGGGUCUCAAGAAUCAGAUGCAAGUAAAGCUGAACAUUGUCAGUUGUCCUCCUGUUACUACUGUCCUCAUAAAACGGCCAGACUUAAAAUACCAACUGGGCUUCAGUGUACAGAAUGGAAUUAUUUGCAGCUUGAUGCGAGGUGGGAUAGCUGAGAGGGGAGGGGUAAGAGUAGGACAUCGUAUUAUUGAGAUCAAUGGACAAAGCGUUGUUGCUACUGCUCAUGAGAAGAUAGUACAAGCAUUGUCUAAUUCAGUGGGAGAGAUUCACAUGAAGACUAUGCCAGCUGCCAUGUUCAGGCUUCUAACUGGGCAAGAGACACCCCUAUACAUCUAGAAUGCGACUCUUGCAGCAAAAUAACUAAAUGAUUCCAUCACAGCUGAAGCCCUCGCAGCUGAAGAGGAUUUUCUAUUUUGUAUGAAUGAAAGGCUUUGAAGCUGACCCAAGGACCCCAGAACAUGGAACAGAGAGGUGUCUCUGCCUUUUCUCUCCUUCCUUUUUAUUUCUUUGCCAAACAGUGAUGAGAAGGAUGGUCAAGGACAAUAAUCACUGACCAAAAAAUUUGUAAAACAUUUAGGUAUUUUGCAACAUCUUCUGAACUCUUUUCUCAUAAAACUUAAAGCGUAUUUAUUUGUAACCUUUAUGUAGAGUGAUGUAUGUAUGUCUGUCUUGUUUGAUAACAUGGUGAAUGUGAAUAGCUGAUGAAUGAGACUGCAGGAUGUGGCAAAGGGAAGCAAUUAGAGAAAGUUUGGCUGCCUCAAGUGGAAAAAAAAAAAAAUCCCAGUCCCAUGGAGUGGUCCCGUACCGAUGGCUUUGCAUAAGUUUAAAACUAGUGCUGAAUAGAUGGUAUUUCAGUGGAAAGGAAUGUGUGCUGUUCAAACUUUUAGAUUCUGAUGUAAAGAAAACCACUGUAGUACUUGGUAUUGUUAUGACAAGUGUAACCUGUUUGGCAAGGUGUGAACAUAAACAUGUAACAAGUGUUUCAUAUGCUAAAUAAAGAAUAAUUGCCACAAGAUUAAAAUCAAAAUAUUUAUUUAGAUACAUAUUUAUUUUUAAUGCUUGUGAUUUUUAUGAUUUAACAGAGUUAUUUCAUGGAUAACUUAUUGCACAGGUUGUGUAAUGUAUGUGUUGGGCUGGGUUUUUUUCCUUUAAUUUUUGCAUUUUGCUUUUUUGUUUGUAUUAGCUCAAAAUGGGAAAGCCAUGCUUACCUGUUUCUGUCUUUUAUAAAGCAUUCCUAUUCCUAAGGCAAUGUGUUCUGACUGUAAAUUGUUUUGGCAAAUAACUUAGCACCAUCAGUGGUAUUAGAAUGUGCGUAGAUAAAAAAAAAAAACUAGUAGUAAAUUUGUAUUCCUUAUGAGAUAAAUGUUAAUUGGUGUAACUUCUCAUCUAGAUUUAUUUUUUUUUCUUUUGGCCAAGGCCCUGAAGAAAAUACACUGUGACUUAAGAAGCCUUACCAUGCAGUAACUAAAGAGCUUUAGAUGACUGUACUUCAAGGGGUAGUGUGUUGCAUGCAACUGACCUUAGGAAAGAAUUAACCUACUAUCACUAAUAAAUCUGAAAUAAUAAAGGAA